AUGGACACCCUGCAGGACCUCAGCUUCCUCCUGCUCGAGCUGAAGCUCGUCAGCGGCGCCAUGGGAAUCAUAUACCUCGGAGCCCAUGCCUCUCUACGCCGCCCGCCCUCGGCGGCCGUCUCCAAGGACAAGAAGCGUCAGAAGCAGGAGGACGAGACCUUUGCCCAGGGACUGGAACUCUCGGACGCCAUUCUCUUCCCCGUCAUGGCUGCCUGCGUGCUUGUUGGGCUCUACUACCUCAUUCAGUGGCUGCAGGAUCCGGCCAUCAUCAACAAGAUUCUGCGGUCGUAUAUGACGACGAUGUCGAUGGCGAGCUUGCUGACGUUUUAUGCGCAUGGCAUCCAGGUCCUGACGUCCUUUGUGUUUCCCCGGUUCUGGCGUGGGAGAGACGGGAAGCUGCGCAGAGUCGAUCAGGCCAAGAGGGCGGUUGCAGUCUGCGACGACGUGGGCAAUGAACUGGAGAACCCUAACAAUGGCGCAACGAACCCUCUCCCUGGAGCCUUGGGCUUCCUUGUGCCCAUGGCGCGGAUGCACAACAGGGUCUGGAACCUGAGGCAUCUCUUCACGAGGCACUGGUUGCUCGAGGUGUUUGCGCAUGGCAUGGGCAAGGAGACGGCCCACGUCAACUUUGCGCACAUGCUGGCGCUGCUGAUGGCGGUGGUGACUGCGAUUGUCUACUUUGCGACCUCGUGGCCGUUCCUGUCCAACAUGCUGGGCUACGGCAUGUGCUACGGAUCGUUUCUGAUUUUGUCGCCGACUGAUUUCCUCACUGGGUCGCUGGUGCUGUGGGGGCUUUUCUUCUACGACAUCUUUAUGGUGUUUUACACUCCCUAUAUGAUGACGGUAGCCACGACUCUCGACGUUCCCAUCAAGCUCACGUAUGAGGCGGCAUCCAGAAAGAGUAUUCUGGGGCUCGGAGACAUUGUGAUCCCGGGCAUGGUCAUCGGCUGGGCCCUUCGACUCGAUCUCUGGAUCCACUACUACAGGAAGAUCAAGUAUGAAGCCACCGACUUGAAGAUUCUCGAGAAAGUUUCUGGCUCCGAGGAGACGAUUACGCGAAGCGAGACCAAGUACAGAGAGGUCAAGACCCCCUACGUCGAUGUCAAAGGCAACUGGGGAGAGCGCUUCUGGAUCCGCCGAGCUUUCGGCCUCGUCGCUCCUAGAGACUUGCCUCCCCAGGUUGCCGCGUCGAGAUUUCCCAAGACGUACUUUUACGCCUCCAUGGCGGGAUACCUUGUUGGCAUGCUGGUUACGCUCGCCAUGCUGCUCGUGUUCAAGCACGGACAGCCGGCGCUGCUGUAUCUCGUCCCAGGCGUGUUGGGGUCCAUGCUGUUGACCAGCCUGGUGCGUGGGGAAUUCAAGGAGCUGUGGAUGUACACGGAAGAUGGAAGCCUCGACACCAUAGACGUGGUGGUUGACUUGGAUGGGAACGGCAAGGCAGUCAAGACGAUUGGCAAGCUGGAGGAUGGCGUGGUGGACACGACCAAGGACGAUAAGAAGAAGGAAGACGAGAAGGACAAGGAGAAGAGCAAAGAAAAGAAAGCAGAAGCCGCAAAGGACAAGAAGGGGCACAAGGUGUUUUUCGUCUCUUUAGAGGCGCCGCCAGAAGGGGGUGAGGAAGAGGAUCAAUAG
Messenger RNA from Trichoderma reesei QM6a, 1632 nucleotides. RefSeq lists its product as uncharacterized. Gene Ontology annotation, biological process: membrane protein proteolysis. The transcript has 2 exons. The record is from RefSeq and is a predicted model, not a curated record. The coding region runs from base 1 to 1632 and encodes 543 amino acids. Gene Ontology annotation, cellular component: membrane; cytoplasmic side of endoplasmic reticulum membrane; lumenal side of endoplasmic reticulum membrane. Gene Ontology annotation, molecular function: aspartic endopeptidase activity, intramembrane cleaving. NCBI's taxonomy places the organism in Eukaryota, Fungi, Ascomycota, Sordariomycetes, Hypocreales, Hypocreaceae.